Messenger RNA from Mycetomoellerius zeteki, 2837 nucleotides. RefSeq names its product cGMP-dependent protein kinase, isozyme 1. The transcript has 13 exons. The record is from RefSeq and is a predicted model, not a curated record. Bases 639 to 2801 code for a protein of 720 amino acids. Gene Ontology annotation, biological process: protein phosphorylation. Gene Ontology annotation, molecular function: cGMP-dependent protein kinase activity; ATP binding. NCBI's taxonomy places the organism in Eukaryota, Metazoa, Arthropoda, Insecta, Hymenoptera, Formicidae.
AUGUUUUUCUGUUAGUGGCAUCGAGGCCGGCCUGUCGAUAGCACCGGAGUUGUUUCACUUAUCAGCACUUUUUGACUCUGAUCGACAGCGAUGCCGAUAAGCCUGACAAGCGUGGAAUUUUAUAUAAGGAAAAAAGCUAAGUGAACGUUUUAUUGGUACAAUUGUUUCAUAAAUCAUCGCGUGAGAGAAUUACUUUCGUCGGACGUACCUAAUAAAUUAAUUAAAAAGGUGGUGAAUUUUCAACUCUUUUAACUUGAAACAAAAGAGUUAUUUUACCGCGUUAUGUAUAAUUUGCAACAAAUAUACGGCAAUAAUUAUCGGUAAAAUUUUAAUCUAACAAUGAAUCUGAAUGUUCGAUGCUCAAGUCAUGUGACUUUAUUAAACAAUCAAGUAUUUAAUUCAAGUGACAGUUGAAAUUUGCAGUGACAAAUGAUCAUCGUAUGAUUACAAACAAUUCGAUAAAAAGAAUGCAAGAAUGUAGCUAUUAAUGUGUCUUAAGAAUAAUGCUAUUUUUCUAAAGUGAAACAUUUAACACUUUAUUGUGCACCGAUACAAGAUCAUAGAGAGAUUAGCGAGAAUCGUAAAGUUUGAGAGGUGUUAAAAGAAUUUGCUUUGGACAUGCUUUGGACGAAGAUAACAUGAGGUUCUCAUGCUUCCCGAGGGCCAACAUCCUCGGGCAGAGGGGUAGCAUCAAUCUCACCCCUCUGCCGGGCUACGAGGACUCUAGUUUCACAAUAGGCGUCGUACGUCUUAUUAACAUACGUCCGUUACCUGGUACCUUGCCUCCUGUAAAUGGCACUGUUUCGUCUUCAUCCGAAUCAUUCACAUCACUCACGAAAGUCAUAGUGUCGUCACCGCCAUCUGAAACCAAUCAUGUCAAACACCUUUCAUCACAUCAAGAAGAGUCCAGAUUAGAAGAUGCGGCUGCUGUGAACAAUGGCGAACAACACGUGAAUAAUCCAAGGGGUGGCGUCAUCGGAAGAACGCCAACGCCACCCUCGGCACCAACACCCGUAUACGAGAAAGAUGCUAGGAGUGCCAGGCAAAUUAAAAGGGCUAUAUUGGAGAACGAAUUUCUGGGUAAUCUUGAAGAAAAUCAGAUGGAGUCACUCGUUUCUGCCAUGUAUCCAAAACAAAUUCUCGCUAAUACUCAAGUUAUCCGAGAGGGCGAUAUAGGAUCGCACUUGUAUGUGUCGGCGGAAGGAGAUUUCGACAUUUACGAGGGGAACAAAUUCCAAAGAAGUUUCGGACCAGGAGUUGCGUUUGGAGAAAUUGCUCUAUUGUAUAACACGAAAAGACUUCGAUCUAUUAGGGUAAAGAAAGCUGGAAAAGUAUGGGUUCUCGACAGAUCAGUGUUUUUAACUAUAAUGAUGAGAACAGCUCAGGAACAACUGGAGGGCAACAUCCGUUUCCUCCAACGCGUUUCCGUUCUUCAAAAACUUCCGGAACCCAAGGAUCAUGUGCUCGCGAAGAUAUCCGAUCUUAUAAGAGUAGAAUUUUUCCCGGCUGGAGCGAAAAUACUGCGACAAGGCGAGAAGGGUGAGAAAUUCUAUAUAAUCAGCGGCGGCAACGUACGAAUCACCAAAGACAUCGAGUACGGAGGCGAGGAGGAAUUAGUAGUUCUCGGCAAAGGAGAUUACUUCGGCGAAUUGGCUCUCUACGAUGACGAGGGUGAACGACGUGCCAACGCGAUCGCGCUUGCACCUGGUGUCGAAUGCUUGACUCUGGAUAGAACGUCAUUCCUGAACUAUCUGGGUAGUCUGGAUGAAAUUCGUAACAAGGACUGGUUAGCUGAAUACGAGAAGCAAAAGCGUUCGUUGACCCCAAAGAAGUGGACUAACGAGUAUGCAAAUUUAACCUUGAUCGACCUUGAAACGAGGGGAACGUUAGGAGUUGGUGGAUUCGGCCGUGUUGAAUUGGUGACACUCAGAUCCGACCCGAAUAAGAGCUUCGCUCUAAAAAAACUCAAGAAGAAGGUCAUGGUUGAGCAACAACAGCAAGAACACGUGCUGAAUGAGAAACAUAUUAUGCAAGCGUGCGAUUCUCCUUUCAUAUGCAAGCUUUAUCAAACAUACAAGGAUAGCAAGUACGUCUAUUUUCUCAUGGAAGUGUGUCUCGGUGGAGAUGUUUGGACGACUCUUCAAAGGAGACGUCUUUUCGAUGACGCCACUACACAGUUUAUGGUCGGCUGUGUAGUAGAAGCCCUCGAUCAUCUUCACUCACUGAACAUUGUUUACCGAGAUCUCAAACCGGAAAAUCUUAUGCUCGACACACGUGGCUAUCUAAAGUUGGUGGACUUCGGUUUUAGUAAGAAAAUUGGUCCGGCCAAAACGUGGACGUUUGCCGGUACGCCAGAGUAUGUCGCACCGGAAAUUAUUUUGAAUAAAGGCCAUGACAGAGCGGUGGAUUACUGGGCUCUUGGCAUCCUAACACAUGAGCUUCUCGUUGGUAAGCCGCCUUUCCGAGGUUCCGAUCAUAUGACGACUUAUAACAAUAUUCUCAAAGGGAUCGAAAUGGUUAGUAUACCAAACAUUGUCAACAAAAACGCUAAUAAUCUCAUCAAGAAACUACUCCGUUUGAACGCUUCCGAACGAUUGGGUUACCAGCGAAACGGGAUACAAGAUAUUCGCGAUCACAAAUGGUUUUCCGGAUUCAACUGGCAAGCGCUUCAAAGAUUGGCUCUACCAGCUCCCAUUGUACCAACGGUACGACAUCAACUCGAUACACGAAACUUUGAAAGAUAUCCACCUGAUCGCGAUAUUCCACCGGAUGAAUUUUCCGGCUGGGACAUGGAAUUCUGAAAAUAAAUUCUUGGUGUAACACAGAUAGAUACAAUA